This is a messenger RNA of Hibiscus syriacus, 2221 nucleotides long. Its product is annotated as cyclin-T1-5-like. Gene Ontology annotation, biological process: regulation of transcription by RNA polymerase II; positive regulation of DNA-templated transcription, elongation. The coding region runs from base 296 to 1960 and encodes 554 amino acids. Gene Ontology annotation, cellular component: nucleus; cyclin/CDK positive transcription elongation factor complex. The transcript has 5 exons. The record is from RefSeq and is a predicted model, not a curated record. NCBI's taxonomy places the organism in Eukaryota, Viridiplantae, Streptophyta, Magnoliopsida, Malvales, Malvaceae. Gene Ontology annotation, molecular function: cyclin-dependent protein serine/threonine kinase activator activity.
UCUAUAUUUUGGUCCCAGAAGGUCUAUAAUUUUUUUUUUACUUUUUUAUGUUCCAUUAUGACAUUCUUGCUACUUCAUGAUUGGCUAAACUGGAACUGGAAUCAGGGAAUUGUUGAAUGUUUUCCUUUGGGUGUAUCAUACAUAGUUCAUUUUUUGUUCUGCAUGUACUCGCAUUAUUUUUCUAUCACUGAUCAGAACAAUACUAACAGCUGGUUAUGAAGAAAUAAAGUCUUGGUCCUAUAAGGAGUUGUCUUUUGCCUGUGGUAUUAGUAUUCGGAGAUAUAUAUAUAUAUAUAUGGAAGGGAUGUUACCUGGGGAUUCCUCACAUCAUUCAACAUCUGAUAGUGGGCCUUCUAGAAGUUCUCAAGAAAAGCAAGAGGAAGUAGGUCGUUGGUAUUUUUCAAGAAAAGAAAUAGAAGAAAAUUGCUCAUCAAGAAUGGAUGGUAUUGACUUAAAGAAAGAUACCUACUUGCGCAAGUCAGACUGUACAUUUUUGCAAGAUUUGGGCAUGAGGCUGAAAGUGCCCCAGGUAACAAUAGCCACAGCAAUAAUCUUUUGUCACCGGUUCUUCAUUCGACAAUCACACGUGAAGAAUGAUAGAAGGACCAUUGCUACUGUGUGCAUGUUUCUUGCUGGGAAAGUUGAAGAGACACCUCGUCCAUUGAAGGAUGUUAUUCUUGUUUCCUAUGAGAUAAUGAACAAAAAAGAUCCUGCUGCAGCCCAGAGGAUUAAACAGAAGGUGUUCUUUAAAUUUAUGGUGCUUUCACCAGUUUAUUUGUGUGCCUCUUUCUGUUGCUCGAGCUGCCAAUUGUCCUCCAUGUCAUGCCUCGUGCUCCCUGACUUGUGCAAUUGUUUUCUGACUGCUCCCAUUUGUCAUUUCAUUUGCAUAAUCUUUCUAAAUCAUUUGCUCUCAUGUUUGUUUAGUUAUAUUUUCAUCCAUUUUGUUAUUCCUCAGAUGCAUACAACUGAUCCUUCUAGUUAUAUAGUGCUGGAACUUUAUGAGCAAAACAGAGUACCCCCUUCUCAAGGUAGUGAAGUAGAAGGAAGUGCUGGUGGUGGCACAUCUCAUCGAGGCCCUUCAAAACAUCCUUCUGGAAGUGAGGAAAAACAAGUUUCAUCACGGUCGGGAGUCGACCAUUCAUCUGCGGAGAAUCAUGGGAUGCCAUCAAAAACUGCACAAAAUCAAAGGAAGGAUGAUGAGAGUGGAGAGUUGGGUAGUGUUAUUACUGAUCAGAGGAUAGAUAUGGAAGCCAAGGAUAUUCAACAUCCUGAGCAUUUUCACCAGGAGGAGAACCCCAGGGAAGUCUCAAAUAAACGAACUGGGGGAGAAGAUCAGGAAAGAACCGGUGGAAGAAAUGUAACUGCUGAAGCAGGUGAGUGGAGAGAUAAGGCUGGCAGUGUUGUUGGGCGAUACUUGGACACUAGAGAAGGGCCAGUUGGCCAGUCUCCCAAAGAAGUUAUUAAAAUCGACAAGGAUAAGGUGAAGGCUGCACUUGAGAAAAGAAGGAAAUCUCGUGGAGAAACAAUGAAGAAAAGGGAUGUCAUGGAUGAAGAUGAUCUUAUUGAGAGAGAACUGGAGGAUGGCAUCAAAUUAGCUGUGGAAGACGAGAAAAUCAAGAGAGAGCAUCAACAGAGCUGUUCUAGGAAUGAGAAUCAAGACCAUGUUAAGGAUCAUGGGGAGAUGGGAGAAGGGAACAACUUUGGUACAAAGGGGCAAUCAUGUAGGGGAUUUGAAACCGAGGGUACUGAAGAAGGAGAAAUGCUGGACGAUGCUUCUCCGAUGAUGAAUAGCCGAAAGAGAAAGGCAGGAAGCCCACCUGACAGACGGUUGGAAGGGAAGAAGCGCCAUGAGUACAUGUCGAGUUACAAUCAUGACACCAUAGAAGAUGGACAAAAGACCGGUCGGGGUAGUUAUGCAGAUAAAGACCAUAAAAGGCAUGAACACGAAAAUCAUUCGUGAAACUGUAAAAAAAUUGUACUUUACUGAUAUGAACAUGCAUGAUCUGUAAGAUCAUUAAAUUAGAUACUGAUUUCUGACCAUGGGUAUUGAUAUUUCUGAACUUUGCAUCCAUAUAUGUACAUAGGAUUAGCUCGAUUUUGGUUGCCUAGAAUGGCACAUAUCUUGGCUGUAACAGAAUGUUAGGAACGAGGGUAUUUCAGUUGCUGUAAUGGCAGGGGGCUUUAUGCGAAGUGAAGAGGCAGUUAAUGAUUUAGUCACAUA